GUCACGCACACUAAAUGUCAUUUCCUCACCUCGGUAUAUAUUAUCAUUGGGCGAUGGGUAUGAAUCAGAGUCAUGAUUUUUGUGAAGAGAAGGCAACAUAACAAGAAUCAAAAAUGCAGCCAGAAAACGACACAUCGGGGACUACAGCCGCAUCGAGCCAUUUGCAGUUUCUGAGCAAUAUAGCACACGGAAGUUUCGGAUUGGCCAAGUAUGCUUACCACAAAACGGGCGAUGCCUCCAACUAUGUAGUUAAUGGAAUAAAGGACAGUUCGCAUACAGCCCAGGUAGUCGAUGCGAGUAAAAAUGUAUACAGCACAGCCAAAGACUACCAUCGCAAAAUCUGCGAGAGCCCAAUCACCGAACAGACCCUCCAGUGGACAGGAUCGGCCUUACGUUAUAUGGCCGGAGCCACUUACAACACUGGCCUGCAGGCUUAUCAGAUAGUAUCUACCAACCCAAUUACGGGCCCGGUACUUCGAUUUACCGGCGCUGGAAUUGGUUCCGCCAUCACACUGAACUUAAUGGCCACAUCGGUGGCGAGCCGUGCCGGGAGAGAACUAGUAAGGGCAUCGUGUAUUCGCAACUCCUUGUGGAUAUUCAACAAGCUGCAUUUACCGAACACGCUGAGGGCAUCGGCCGUUUUCGCAGGAGUUAGCACUCAGAACUACAUCGCUUCUGGGGUGAUUCCUGGUUUGUUCACAGCAUGGGCGAUCUAUGAUGGGUACCGUGUCGCUCGGUAUUGUUACGAUGCGUACCAGGACAAGGAACGGGAACGGUCGCAGCAAGCUGAGCGAUUGAACGAGGCUGUCCAGAUGUUGUUUGACUUUCCAGAGGAUUUGGCAGCCCAGCAAAUCAAGACCAACAAUUCAAAAGGCCUCAAGUCCAAAUUGUAAACAAAUCAGGUUUUUGCUGAUUUUAGUGUAUAAGAGCCUAUUCUUACUGAAACAUACAAUAGCCAUACAAAAAUAUGCAUGAAAGUUGAAAAAACUACAUUUUUCUAAAAGGCCCCAUCUCAUUUUCCGCUAAUCAGGUUAUUUAUCGCAAAUGCGGCCUUUUCCUAAAGAGGCCUCAUUUCUAAAUUCGACUGAAACCGAGUUGAGGCCUAUUAAAAAAAACUUCAAAAUUGCAAUUUAGAAAACGAAAAACGGUUCAAUUUACUAAGUAGUAGUAAGUUAUGCUACGGAGCGAUUACGCUUUGUAUUAUUUUACACAGCGCUUGUCGCAAUGGUGAACAUGAUCAAAUUUUCCGUCGGG
Aedes aegypti (yellow fever mosquito) is the source of this 1254-nucleotide messenger RNA. RefSeq lists its product as uncharacterized. The transcript is spliced from 2 exons. Bases 114 to 893 code for a protein of 259 amino acids. The record is from RefSeq and is a predicted model, not a curated record. Lineage: Eukaryota; Metazoa; Arthropoda; Insecta; Diptera; Culicidae.